UAAGUGACGAGGAAGAAGAAGUUGCUGUAUUUACAUUCGUGUAGCUUUAGCAGUGACUAGAGAAUCCUCCCCGGAGCAUGAAGUCAUAGGUGGGGAAUUAGAUUAUAAAAACUAAUUAUACGACUCGUUCUAUUUAUAACACUAGCUAAUAUACGCGAAUUGCACUUUAAUCCAGAUUGUUUACUCAUGUUAUGGGUCCUCGUUAAUGUUUUAUAGGUAAUUUUCUUUCUAGUUAGAUAGUUUGGAGAAAAUGUCGAAAGCCGGGGCAGAGGCUGGAGCUGAGGCUGAUCCGGGGUCAGUUGUCUCGGAUCCACAGCAUUCCCAGAAGCUUUUAAGAUCCCUGCGAUCCUUCAGAGAAGAUGCCAGCUUUCAGGACGCUGUUUUGGUCCUGGACGGAGAAGAAAUCCCUGUGCAGAAAAAUAUCCUGGCAGCCGCAAGUCCAUAUAUCAGGACCAAGCUAAAUUACAACCCACCCAAAGAGGAUGGCUCCACAUACAGAAUCGAGCUGCAGGGCAUCUCUAUGCCCAUCAUGAAGCAGAUCCUGGACUACAUAUUCAGUGGAGAGAUCUCUCUGAGUGAGGACACGAUCCAGGACGUGGUGCAGGCUGCUGACAUGCUGCUCCUCACGGACCUCAAGUCAUUGUGCUGCCAGUUCCUGGAGAGCUGCAUCACGGCGGACAACUGCAUUGGCAUCCGGCUCUUCUCCCUGCACUACUGCCUGCACCACGUGCACCACGUGGCCACCGAGUACCUGCAGACGCACUUCAGGGACGUGGUGGACACGGAGGAGUUCCGCGAGCUGCCGCCCGAGCGUCUGUGUGAGGUGUUAGCCAUGGAGAAACUCAACGUGGGUAAUGAGAAGUACGUGCUGGAGGCCGUGGUGCGCUGGCUCGGCCACGACAUCGAGGCCCGUCGGGUGCACAUGAAGGAGGUGAUGUCUGCAGUGUGGGUGCAGGGACUGGACCAGAGCUACCUGCAGGAGCAGAUGGUGGGAGACCCGCUCAUGAGGGAGGUGAUUGGCGAGUGCUGCAUGGAGUCAUUGAGAGGCGCAGCGCAGCAAGGAGAGGCACUGCUCGCUGCCUUCAAGCCCCGCGGCUACUCCGAGUGCAUCGUCGUUGCAGGGGGUGAGGACAGGGCCACUCGGAAACCAUCUGCAGUGACACGCUGCAUGUGUCCUCUUUAUGACAGGAACCGGCAGCUGUGGAUCGAUCUGCAGCCCAUGAAUGAGAGACGAAUUGGUCAUGGGGUGGUCACUGCCGAUGGCUGCCUUUUUGCGAUUGGGGGAAUGGAUGAAAACAAGACUGUGUUGAGUAGUGGAGAGAAAUACAACCCAGAGACUAACACCUGGACGCAUAUUCCACCAAUGAACCAGGCGAGGCAGCACUUCUGUAUUGCUGAGAUGGAUGGACUAAUCUAUGUGCUGGGUGGGGAGAAUGAGGACACUGAAGUCCUCCUCACAAUGGAAGUAUUUGACCCUCACCUUAAUAACUGGACAACCCAGACCAGCAUGACUACUGUCCGGAAGUUUGGUUGCUGUGCUACAAUGAAGAAGAAGCUCUAUGUCAUGGGAGGAGGGUCUUACGGGAAAAUUUAUGACUCUGUGGAAUGUUACGACCCCAAGACUCAGCAAUGGACUACUCUCUGCCCUCUAAAGGAGAGGAGGUUUGGCGCCGUGGCCUGUGGUGUAGGUCAGGAGCUCUAUGUGUUUGGAGGAGUGAGGAGCAGAGACGCAGACAACCCCGAGUCCAGUCAAAUGACUAUCUGCAAAUCUGAGUUCUUUCAUGAUGAGUUGAAAAGAUGGGUGCUGCUCGACGAUCAGAAUCUGUGCAUACACACCACAUCAUCAUUCGUAUAUGGUGCUGUUCCCAUUGGGGCUAGUAUAUAUGUGGUAGGAGAACUGGACACGGGCACCAGUUACGACUACGUGCGAGAGUUUCGGCGCAGUACAGGCACUUGGCACCCGACUCGCCCCCUCCUGCCUUCGGACCUGUGUAAGACCGGCUGUGCUCCUCUCCGCAUCGCUAACUGUAAGCUGUUCCGGCUGCAGCUGAAACAGGGCCUGUUCCGGAUCCGAGUGCCAUCCAUGUAACGUGCACAUCCACGCCCAUGUAAUCAUCUUCUCUCUGCUUGCUGAUUGGGUAAAUUAAAAAAAAAAAAAGCACACAUGGCGCUUGGGAAUCGCUGGAUUUUAGGCGAGGAUGCUUACUUGAGUGAGCUGUGUAGGGACAUUUUGUCCACUUUGUUUCAUGUCUUCUUAAAGGAAUGUGUCUUAUUUUCUUUACUUCUUUUUACUGUAAGGGAUUUGAAUGUCAUUUUGAUAUGUAGCAGUUUAGCUGCUUUUUUUUAGUGUUAAUACUGUGUUUUUAGAGUUGACCACAGGUUGUUGCUUCCUGCCUUUUGCCUUUUAAGCCAGCACUACUACAUAUGAUAGCUUUGACAAGUAGAUCACGAUGAGGAGGCAGAUUGACUGCGUUUUUUAUUUUUUUUAUUUUUAUUUUUUUUAUUUAAUAAUUUAUGAAUUGUCUUACACUUGGAUAUACUGUUGAUGGGAACAGCUUUUGACUGUCAGGAGAAGAAUGAUGGGAACAGUGGUGUAUUUUUAGCCCAUAUUAAACACAGCUUGAGAUAUAGAAAAUAUUAGCCCUCAUGUCAGUCUAGUAUGAAAAGUAUUUGGGAGAAAUGGAUGAAAGUGUGCAUAUUUAGCAGUGGAGAUUGUUUGUAUAGCAUUAUUAACUUCAUUAUUAACACUAUACCUCCUGGAGUUACUUCCAUGUAAUACACUACAGUAGGGCUUAGGCAUGCUACAUGUGUAUAACCGGUAGUAGGAACUGUAUUUCCUGUAUUGAUAAAAUCGUACUCAAGGAUUCUCACUCACGUAUAAGUCGCUGUGUGUUUUGAGGGUGACCUUUGAACUGGCUUUCCAGUCACUGCAGACCGUUUUGGCAUCCGGUGACCCCAUUUGUUGUGUGCGCGUCACAGCUGCUGCUGUCUAUUCUAAUCGGUACAGAUUGGCUUCUAGAGAAACUCGUAAGCACACACGACUGCCCAAUGAUAGAAACAACUCAUGUUAAGCAAACAUUUGUGAUAGCUUUGUUUUAGGUGUUCCUAAUAUAACGUUAUAUGAUCACACCUUCUACGUACACGACUAUUUUGUGAUUCAAGGCUGUUUCAUUGCACUAAAGAACUCGUAGCAUAAGACUAAAUGUUUUUUUAUGAUUAUUGGAAUGAGAUAGCGCUGAUAAAUUCUACAUGUUCAUCAUGCACUGGGUUAAAAAUCUGUGUAAGACGUAUAAUAUUCCUGUGUUUCAGGUAUGAACAAUGGCGUGGUGUUUUCAUGAUCAUGUAUUUGUUGACUCAGGUGUCUGUGAGCUGAGAGUCUAUCUGUGGCUUGUGUAACACUCCUGCAUCGUUUUCGAAGAAUUUAUUGCAAUUCUUCCCAGUCUCAUUGUGCAUACCUCUGUUUUUAACCUGACCCUCUCAUCUUCAUGCAAAACACAGCCAGAGACUUGAUAUGCAGAAGCUAUCUACAAGAUAGUACAUGCUAUACUUUAUCACUAUUUGGCUUGAUUAUUUAUAUGUUUUUCCUCCUCACUAUGCAUGAUCAGUGAUAACGUCCCUUCCCUCAUCUCCUGUUAAACAGCCUUGACCUUUGCUCUAAAAUUGUUAAAGCACGGUGUGAUGCUUCGGCAGUCAGUAGGGACGCCUCUCUGCAAGGGUUUGUGUAAUAAUGUAACACUAGAACGGCUGUAUGCACCUUUGACAACUUGGCUCACACCCAGCACUUAACCAUACAAUGUGUGCGUGCAUGUGCAAACAUAGGAUAACUAUCAAAACACACUACACAUUCCUUCAUGUGCCAUUGUUUACAGUACACGCUGGACCCUUCAGUUAAAAUGUGUGAAGAUCUAGUUACAGAAAAUUCCUUGCUUCCAAAUAAGCAACUAACGUGUCUGAACGGUGACGACUUUUACUUUUUAAUACCUGUCUGUUAUUGCUUAAUCAUAAAUGGUUUAUGCUUAUAAAUAAAACACCUCGAAGUAGGAGUGGGCCAUAUGAGAAAAAUACAUGAAGCCAUUUCUGAUGCAUAAUAUGUAUCACUAUAUAUAAAAAAAACUACCAUCAAAACAGUAGUGUUGUGUAAAAAAAAAAAAUAAUAAUAAGGAAAAAGAGAUUUUAUCUUAUGUCUUGAGUAAAUGAAUUACUUAAAACUGAGAAGGAGAAAAUAAAUAAAUUCUACAAUUUAUAUUUUAUAAUUUUAAAAUUAAGAUUUUUUAAAAUAAUAAUAAAAUUUUAUUUAAAAAAUGAAAUAAGACCGAAAGGUAGAAAGUCUUUGUAAUCUGUAAAAUUGUUAAUAUUUUACGAUUUUAAGCAUUUAAACCAGCAAAAAUUUUUAACACCAAAUCAGCUUCUUCUAAUCAGUUUGUAACUAGUACUAAAUAAUGUUAGAAAAAGAUAUCACAAUACCUACUGUUAAAUAAUUCAUCGUAUAUUGUUAUAUUGCCCAGCCCUACUUCAAAGCAUGUAUUGUUUUAUACUAGUAUGUCACGUUACUGCUUUUGACUAGCACCAUGGACUCUGAACAGAUGAGAUGCAUCUAUUCUGAAUUUGAUGCAGAAAGAAUAAGCCUGCAUUUCUUUGUCCAUUCAUCUUUCAAACUAAAAAGUAAAACAGAAUCUUUUAAUGUCGUCAGUAGCUAAUCAGACCAGAGAGGGUAAAUAAAUUGCAAAUCUAUGAAAAUCUGAAAAUCUCGUUCCUGUCUGAACUGCUGUCAGUAACUCGUCUCUGGUCCGAUGAGCUGCCUUAAGCUAAAUAAUUUUACAUAUACGCUAUAUGGCCAAAAGUUUGUGGACACCUGACCAUAUGUGCCAUGUGACCAUAUAUAUUGCACCAACAUGUGCUUUUUGAACAUGCCAUUCCAGAUUUAUAAGCUUUAUAAGAAGCUCCACUCUUCUGGGAAGGCUUUCCACUAGAUUUUGGAGCAUGGAUAUGGGAAUUUGUGUCCAUUCAGCCACAAGAGUAUUAGUGAGGUCAGGCACUGAUGUUGGGUGAGGAGGUCUGGGAUGCAGUCGACGUUCCAGUUCAUCCCAAAGGUGUUCAGUGGGGUUGAGGUCAGGGCUCUGUGCAGGUCACUCGAGUUCUUCCAGUCCAGCCUUGGCAAACCAUGUCUUCAUGGAGCUCACUUUGUGCACAGACGCAUUGUCGUGCUGGAACAGGUUUGGGCUAUUUAGUUCCAGUGAAGGGAAAUCUUAACACUACAGCAUAAAAAGACAUCCUAUGCAAUUGUGUGCUUCCAACUUUGUGGCAACAGUUUGGGGAAGAACCACAUAUGGGUGUGAGGGUCAGGUGACCACAAACUUGUGACCAUAUAGUGUAUGUGUGUUACAGGAUAAACCACAGCAGAGGAGCUGCUACAGAAGCCAAUAUGUUCAUACGUAUCAGUAUUUUUAGUACCGGUUCAGCCUAAAUACUUAGCUGCGUCUUCAUCUGUACCAUGGUCCACAAGUUAACAAUCCUGGUCUAAAGUAGGGGUGUAAACCUCAGGCUUUCAUUCAAUACGACACAAUUUCAAGUCAUAGAGCAGCGAUUCGAUAUUUGGCGAUGCCACUGAACCUGCUGCUAUAUGAUACAAUUCAUUUUAGUAGCCUCUGACAGAAUCUGGGGUAAGCCUACCGAUAAUUUGUGAAUGAUGGUGAUGUAGAGAAGGACUAUUUUUGCUAAUUAAUUUUAGUCAUUGCCUUUUAAAUCGGUUGGAUAAUUACACCCUUAGUCUAAAGUCAGAGGUGGAUUCUCACACAGUACCUACACAGGCACCCCGAGGAUGAGUUUGCACAUCAGUCGAUAUUAACCAGAGUGUACUGAAAAAUUCCAUCUUUACUCAUCUCAUCUUGGUUGAUGAUGUUCAUUGGGCAGGUGGUAAAUGAGUAGGUACUAUUGUAUUAUUACUUUUAUUUUGACACAAAUAUUAAUAAAGUGACCACCAAACAAAGCUGUAUGUCAUUAGAAAAUAUUCUCUCAUACAGAUUGAGUCAUUUGUUGUGAAAAGACUGCAUAUGAGUGUUUGCAUGUCGUGUGUGUGUGUACUACAGAAACGGUUGGGAUUAACACAACAGGUUUACAGAAGAUGGUGGCAUUAAUCAUUAAAACCAAAUUGCUCUCAUGGUGAGAGUUAAUUUAACAGGAGUUCUUGUGACUUGGGACAGUGAUGAAGCUCAGAUUGGGGCAAUCUGGCCUCUAGUGCCCUACAUUAGGAGCUUGGGAAUUAUCCUCUACGGCCCAAAGCCGUCUGGGUGAAACACAGAGCAGACCGGACAUGUCUACGUGUCUAUACUCUGAUGUGAAUGCUAACCCAUCUGACCUGUAAAUGAAUUUCAUAGGUGAGGUCAAAGGAGUUUGGGGCUAUUUGAACAAAACCAUGGGUUAAAGCAUAUGCAAACUGGACAAAAAUGUCAUCCGAAAUGCUUGAUAUUGUUUUGUUUGUUGUGUUUUGUUUUAUUUAAUGUGUGCCAAUUUGUCUUCCUGUUCUUCUUCUUAUAAUAGUGAUAAUCAUAUAUGUAUAUACAAUAAUAUCCUAUACAGAUCUGUUUACAGGGUAUAACAUUCCCUUACAAUUUUACCGUAAAUAUUGGCAUAAAUACAUCAUGUCAAGUUAGUUGAGUAAACCUGUAAAGAGCAUACACAGAAUAAAGGCACUGCCUGCUUAUACACAGUC
Molecule: messenger RNA, 6709 nt
Organism: Pangasianodon hypophthalmus (striped catfish)
Lineage: Eukaryota; Metazoa; Chordata; Actinopteri; Siluriformes; Pangasiidae
Gene: gan
Product: gigaxonin
Exons: 11
Coding region: 251-2089 (612 amino acids)
Biological process (GO): cytoskeleton organization; protein ubiquitination; regulation of cytokinesis
Cellular component (GO): Cul3-RING ubiquitin ligase complex
Molecular function (GO): ubiquitin-protein transferase activity; cullin family protein binding
Source: RefSeq, a predicted model, not a curated record